Molecule: messenger RNA, 1290 nt
Organism: Protopolystoma xenopodis
Lineage: Eukaryota; Metazoa; Platyhelminthes; Monogenea; Polystomatidea; Polystomatidae
Source: the annotation of a GenBank genome assembly
UCAAAAUCUUCUGUACUCAAUUCUGCCUCAGCCAAUCUCUUCGCUUCAACCUAUAAUGCUCAUCGCUCCGGUGGCUCUCGUGAUGAUGCAAUACUCCUUGUUGAUUCAGAUGAUGAAGGAGUUGAUAUACAAAAAUCUGAGCAGGUUGUAAUCGAGGUCAGUGAUGGGGAAGAAGAAGAAGAAUCUGAAGAGGAGAUAGAAAUAGAAGUUUGUGAAUUGCAAGAUGCACGAAAUUUGCCUGAUAAAGAUGGACGAGUCCUCAUAAGUCCUUCUCAAGACAUCGGAAUUGAUCCUGAAAUUGAGUUGGCACCCCAGAUUUCACGCGUUAUCAAACCACAUCAAGUCAGUGGUAUUCGUUUUCUUUACGAAAACCUGGUUGAAAGUCUUUCUCGCUUCCAGUCCAGUCAAGGCUUUGGCUGUAUCUUGGCACACAGUAUGGGCUUGGGUAAAACCAUCCAGAUCAUCGGAUUCUUGGAACUGCUUUUCCGUCAAUGUCAGGCUAAAAGUAACUGGCAAGCAGAGUUCGAGCUCUGGUUGCCAGUCUACGACGCAGCAGCAGCUGGUUCUUGUCGUUCAAAAGUAGCCGAGUUCCUCGCUUCAUGUUCUAGUUUGAAGUUAACAUGCCAGGCAAUUCAUCGCACCAACAUUGAAGGUAUUCCUGUCGGAGCAUCACAACUUUUGGACGAUUCAUCAGGUCUUGUGGAAGGAGAUCUUGCCUCUGAUGGUAAUUCUCAUGAAUCAAAAUCUAAUGAAUCAGUCUUGACUUGUCAUAGGAUUGAUCAUGCUUCAAAUGGGAUGCAAGGCAAUAGUAGUCAGAUGAUAGGAGGUGAUCAUCAAGUGCUAACUGACGCAGAUUCCUCGGAAGUCCCUUGUUUGGAGCACCUUGGAACCGAUGAACUUGCUGAUAGAGCGAAAGUCAGCUUGGAUUCCACUAACAAUGAUUCGGAUAUCCGCUGCUUGCAUUCUCAGCAGACGGCUGAGAUUUCAAACGCACCCCUUGCGUUAACUAAAUUUAAAGAAGACCAACAAAGUGUCACUCCUGAAUUGGAGAUGCUGAGUAUCGAAAAGCCUACGACUCAGAUAUUUUCGUCUCAAUACAAGACUGUAGGUCCAGAGUCCGCCUCUACUAUUGGUGCCGCUUCAUCUGUCCUCUCACAGCCAUAUCAGCCUCCUAAGCCUACGAAAGUUGCCAAACUUGACGUUCCUCUGGGAUAUCGGCCCUUCAAAUUGCAUGUAGUUAGAGAUAUUGUCAAGACUAUGAACGCGCGUCAUUCGGUAUGCCUAUGUUAA